AUGAUUCGAGAUCCGUUCAACCUCCACCGAAACACAAGCACUUUUAAUCGCCCGCAAUCUCGAAACAUUCCUGCGCCAUCGAGGGUCGAGGCAAAUGAAGUAGCUAUGGCCUUCUCUAUGCCCCGAACCGCUCCAGACUUCAAUAGUCGCCAACGAGAUCUCGAAGAUCAAUUCUGGGGUUCUGGACAAAGAUCCAAGAAGUCAGAUCGAUUACCGAUGUACAAGGACAAACCCUUCGCGAUGCCUUACGACGAUGAGGACAGACCAUGGUGGAAACGCAAGAAGGUGCUGGGUAUCAUUGCCCUCAUCUUUACGUUGAUAUACUGGUUUGGAUCUUCAUCCAAGGCUCCCAAAAAGAGGACCGUAACGACCGAUUGGAGCUUUACAGGCUUGUCCAAACACGAUAAGAAGGUGGACUGGGACCACAGGAGAGAUCGUGUGGUAGAGGCAUUUGAACUGAGCUGGGAUGCCUACAGUCGUCAUGCUUGGGGAUUCGACGAAUUUCACCCUAUAAGCAAGACGGGUGAGAAUAUGGCGCCUAAGGGGCUUGGCUGGAUCAUUGUCGACUCCCUGGAUACCAUGAUCUUGAUGAACCUGACCUCCCGUCUGCAAGACGCCCGCGAAUGGAUUUGGGAAUCAUUGACAUGGGAUCAAGACCAAGAUGUGAAUACUUUUGAGACCACCAUUCGCAUGAUGGGCGGUCUUCUCAGUGCACACUACUUAUCUACCGAAUUUCCAGAGCUCGCGCCAGUGCCAGAGGACAAACUAGGACCCGCUGGAGAAGACCUGUAUUUGGAGAAGGCCAAAGACCUGGCUGAUCGUCUCAUGAGUGCUUUCGACUCUCCAUCCGGUAUCCCAUAUGCAAGUGUCAACCUUCAAAAGUUCCAGGGUAUCGAGUCGCAUGCCGAUAACGGGGCCUCUUCGACUGCUGAAGCGACAACCCUUCAACUUGAGUUCAAGUACCUUGCAAAACUCACCGGAGAGAAGGACUUUUGGGAUAGAGUUGAAAAUGUCAUGAAAGUUGUCGACGAUCAGGGAGCCCAAGACGGCUUGGUCCCCAUCUUCAUCUAUGCAGGCACAGGAAAGUUCAAAGACGAAAACAUCCGACUCGGGAGCCGUGGCGACUCAUACUACGAAUAUCUCAUUAAACAAUAUCUUCAAACGAACAAGAAAGAACCUAUCUACCAAGAUAUGUGGUAUGAAGCUCUUGAGGGUGUCCGCAAACACCUCGUCACAUACACGUCCAAAGAGAAGUUUACCAUCAUCGGAGAGCGACCUAAUGGGUUGGACAAUGCUCUCAGUCCCAAGAUGGAUCAUCUUGUGUGCUUCAUGCCCGGAACGAUAGCAUUGGCAGCCACGGAGGGUCUCACAGAGGCUGAGGCACGCAAGCUCCCUACCUGGUCCAAAAAGAAUGAUGAAGACAUGAAACUGGCACGCGAGUUGACGGAAACAUGCUGGGGCAUGUAUAAAUACAUGGCAACGGGUUUGGCAGCCGAAAUUACCUAUUUCGAAAUCGAUAGUGAACCACCGGCGUACGGGAACCCUCGCCAGGGCCCAGCCAACUUUGACCCAAGCCCAGACGCGCGAUGGCGCAAGGAUUUCACCGUCAAGUCAGGGGACGUUCACAAUCUCCAGCGACCAGAAACAGUCGAAAGUCUUUUCUACAUGUGGAGAAUCACCAACGAUAACCGAUACCGUGAAUGGGGCUGGGAAAUGUUCAAGUCCUUCAUGAACCACACAGCUGUCAGAAAUGGAGGGGGCUUUACGAGCCUGCGUAAUGCCAACGUCGUGCCACCCAAGGUACGCGACAACAUGGAAAGCUUCUGGCUGGCUGAAACACUAAAGUAUUUCUACCUCUUGUUCUCACCUUCAGAUCUUCUUCCUCUUGACAAGGUCGUUAUCAAUACCGAAGGCCACCCAUUGCCUCGUUUCGAUAUGGGGCAGCUGUUUACCACCGGAUGGCAAAGACAGCCAAGAGAUGUCAACGGGAAGAUCGCCGGCAAGACCAUCAAACUCGAUAGUGGUGAGAAGGAGGCUAUCAUGCAGGAUGCCAAAAAGGCGAAUUAG
Messenger RNA from Fusarium coffeatum, 2067 nucleotides. RefSeq lists its product as uncharacterized. NCBI's taxonomy places the organism in Eukaryota, Fungi, Ascomycota, Sordariomycetes, Hypocreales, Nectriaceae. Gene Ontology annotation, biological process: carbohydrate metabolic process; N-glycan processing. Gene Ontology annotation, molecular function: calcium ion binding; mannosyl-oligosaccharide 1,2-alpha-mannosidase activity. The record is from RefSeq and is a predicted model, not a curated record. Bases 1 to 2067 code for a protein of 688 amino acids. Gene Ontology annotation, cellular component: endoplasmic reticulum; membrane. The transcript has 3 exons.